Molecule: messenger RNA, 3482 nt
Organism: Mizuhopecten yessoensis (Yesso scallop)
Lineage: Eukaryota; Metazoa; Mollusca; Bivalvia; Pectinida; Pectinidae
Product: deoxyribodipyrimidine photo-lyase-like
Exons: 10
Coding region: 162-1721 (519 amino acids)
Biological process (GO): photoreactive repair
Molecular function (GO): deoxyribodipyrimidine photo-lyase activity
Source: RefSeq, a predicted model, not a curated record
CUGUAGAAGAUUUCGCGGUUUAUGUUAUGUUAUGAAACUCCACGUGUAAUUUGGUAAACAAACUCAUUCAGAAGUGCGUGAUUUUCAUCACUUUAUCACGAAAACGCACCGACGAAUCUGUGCAUGCAGCUUGACGGCCUGUGCCUUAGUAAUUAAUAGUGAUGGCCGAUAGUAAAGAUCGUAAAUCAAAUAAGCGCAAGCUUGAUUCUGAUAGUGAACAAGCUAACACUGGAAAACCGUCAUCCAAAUUAGCAAAGACAACAAGUCCAACAAAGCAAACUGGAGGCGAUUUUAUAACACAGAUAAUAGGUCUCAGAACGGCAGUAUGUGACUCUGUAGCAGACUUCAAGUUCAACAAGAAGCGGGUGCGUGUAUUAUCUGUAGUGCAGGACUUCCCCGAGUCUUGUAAUGGCAUUGUGUACUGGAUGUCUAGAGACCAGAGAGUACAAGAUAACUGGUCCAUGCUGUAUGCUCAACGUCUGGCUCUAAAACUUAAGGUACCCCUGGUUGUGUGUUUCUGUCUGGUACCCAAAUUUUUAGAGGCCACCAUUCGACAUUAUGGGUUCAUGUUGAGGGGACUCGAGGAAGUAGAACAGGAAUGCCGAUCCCUGGACAUAAACUUCCACUUACUGCAAGGUUAUGCCAAGGAAGUUUUGCCCAGGUUUGUGGAAGACAAUGACAUUGGAGGUGUAGUGACUGACUUCUGUCCCCUGCGAGUCCCACUGGGAUGGGUAGAUGAUGUCAAGGAAAGACUGCCAAAGAAGGUGCCAUUUUGCCAGGUGGAUGCCCACAACAUUGUCCCUUGCUGGGAAGCCUCCCCGAAACUUGAAUACGGUGCAAGAACCAUCAGAAACAAGAUCCACAACCAGCUGUCUGGGUUCCUCACAGAGUUCCCACCAGUGUGCCAACACCCACACAAGUCAAAGCUGAAUUCUGAAAGCAUAGACUGGGCGAGUGUGCGGAGCUCACUGGAAGUGGACCAGUCCGUACCAGAGGUGUCAUGGUCCACGCCGGGAUCUAAAGGAGGCCUCGCCAUGCUAGAGUCCUUCUGUAACGACCGUCUCCGCUAUUUUUCCUCAGACAGGAACAAUCCAAACAAAAAUGCUAUCAGCAAUCUGUCACCAUGGAUACACUUUGGGCAGAUCUCUGUACAGCGCUGCAUCCUCACGGUACGGAAAUACCGCAGUAAGUCGAGUGAGGGCGUCAAUGCUUUCAUUGAGGAGGCUAUCAUCAGACGGGAGCUAUCUGAUAAUUUCUGCUACUACAACAAAAACUAUGAUUCUGUUGAGGGAGCCUAUGACUGGGCGAAGCAGUCACUUAAAUGCCAUGCCUCGGACAAAAGGGAGUAUCUUUAUACAAGAGAUCAAUUGUCUAAGGGGAAAACACAUGAUGACCUCUGGAAUGCAGCCCAGAUACAGAUGGUGCGAGAGGGAAAGAUGCAUGGCUUCCUGAGGAUGUACUGGGCCAAGAAAAUACUAGAAUGGACAGAAAGUCCAGAGGUUGCCUUGGAAACAGCCAUCUACCUAAAUGACAGAUUCUCUUUGGAUGGCCGGGAUCCAAAUGGCUAUGUUGGUUGUAUGUGGUCUAUCUGUGGCAUUCAUGACCAAGGAUGGAAGGAAAGGGAAGUAUUCGGCAAAAUCCGUUACAUGAAUUACGCUGGCUGUAAGAGAAAGUUUGACGUAGCUGCAUUUGUCACCAAGUACAGGGCCAAGACAAAGUAGCAACAAAAAGUACCAAAUACAGGGCCAAGACAAAGUAGCAACAAAAAGUACCAAGUACAGGGACAAGACAAAGUAGCAACAAAGAGUCCCAAGUACAGGGCCAAGACAAAGGAGCAACAAAAAGUACCAAGUACAGAGCCAAGACAAAUUAAAGUAGCAACAAAAGGAACCAAGUACAGGGCCAAGACAAAUUAAAAUAGCAACAAAAAGAACCAAGUACAGGGCCAAGACAAAUUAAAGUAGCAAAAAAAGGUACCAAGUACAGGGCCAAGACAAAGUAGCAACAAAAAGUACCAAGUACUCGUGUUUAUACAAGUGCAACCUUUCAUAUCAAUGUAAAAUGUGCAAGGAAUGCAUGGCCAUUUCUUGCAUUAUAAAAUAGGGAUUUUAAGACAACCAUUCUUGUCACCUCCAGAUUUACAAUGGAAGUUAUAUCAAUAACAGACUAAAGUAGGAAAUGUUUGGUAUGAAAUUUUGAAAUUACAUUGUAACUGUGAAAGUGUCAUCAUCCAUUUCUGUGUUAUAAUUUUGUCCAUAUAAACAGAAGAUCCCAGACAGGAAAAUUUUAUUACAAAUUAAACGUCUGAAUAAUCUAUAUAUAUAUGUCAAUGCGAUCAAUAGUUGUCCUAUUAUGCCAUUAUCUACCUCAAUGACAUGGCUUCUUAUUUCUCUAUAUGAAUACUCAUAAUACUGUUGUUUAUUAUGCAAUUGUUAGAUCUGUAUCUCAAGCACCAUUUUACAUGAAUUUAGUUUGUGUUCAGCUGUACAGGUAUGUAUGAAUAUAUUACGAUCCAUAAAUCAAAUAUAUUUGAAACAGAUUUACAAUUAUUUUCAUAGAAUCUCCUUGUAUUUUGUCUACUAUUUGUAUAGAAACAAUUUGAUGGUUGUUGCUGUCAGGUCUCACCACUGUCUCAUCUCAGUCUAUAAACCUGCAUGUCUUUGUUAAAGUAUCCAUAUCAUUAGGGUAUGAAAAUCAGAUUUGUAUAGUUUAUUUUCACAAACAAUUUCAUUGCUAUAACAACUUAUAAAAUAUUACUGCAAAUAUCAUGGCAGUUAUAUUAUUUAUCACAGUAUGAAGUUGUAUUUUAACUUGAUUUCAAGUUUAAUCUUUCUUAAUAAAAACAAAAUAUUCUAAAUGAUUGACUGAUAAUGCCAAUUGUGUUUAUUUUAACGGUCAAAUGUAUAAAUAGUUGAAGUCAACUUGAUCUGUUUAUUAAAUCUGUAAUACAUUAAAUGUUCUGUUAUAAUCCUUAAUUAUUUGUUUGCAAGUUCACCAUUGAGAGAUCUUACUGUUGUUUUUCUUAUACAAUAUUUUUGUUUUACAUCAAUUAUGAAACAACUUUUUUCAACUUAUAUAAAUCAGUCUUUGCUGGGCCUGAUAGUAGCAUGCAGGGGGUCUUCAUGUGGGAAGAAACUCAAGUACCCAGAGAAACUCCACAUGGUUGGGCAGGUGACCCGAUGUCUUUUCACUACUGAUUUCAAUACCUUGAACAGUUUUGUCAGAAAUUUUUGAUUUCAGUACGUUGAACUGUUUUGUCAGAAAUUGUUGAGGCUAGUACAUUAUGCUUUGUAAGCUGUUGUUGAAUUUGGUACUUUUUAACUGCUUGGUUAUCUAUCAUUACAUGAAACAGUAUUACAGUUGCUGAAUAUUAUAUCCAUUCAUUGAUCAAGUCAGUAGCUUGUUAUUAAAUAAUGACCACUUAUAAUAAACUGUUACGUUACCAAAUAAAUAUUGUAGAAUAGAAAAACAUGUCUUUAUUG